UUAUAAUACUCUUUAUCAUUUUUACACCAAAAUGAAAGAUUUAAAAAAUAAAUAAUAAGAGAUUUGUUCCGUGGACCAUCGAUGUAUAACGUCGUGCAGUUGACCGCCACCGCCUAUUCACGUAUGGACAGGAUACUUGGAAAGAAAAAAAACAUAUAAACGUGUUUCACCUCAGCCUGGAAUAAAAAAACCAGUUUCAGUAUGUUAGAAAAGGACACGAGCGUCAGGAGCGCUGCCGUCCUAUUGUUCGUAGUCCAGACAUUUGUUAAAGACUAGUGACCGUCGCAUUCGCUAUCUACGUACGUGUCGACUCGGUCCAUAGUUAGUCCGUGUGUUUUUUACUCGUGUUUUUUUUAAAAUCUUACUUUAUAAAAUGUUGUUAAAUUAACUAUAAACAAAAAAAAACACAACGGUUCAACAAUCGUAUAUUCUGAAAUGGAUCUCUCAUCAUGUUUUGAUAGAUUUAUAUGGUCAUGUAUUGAAGAAGUCAAAACAAAUUCUCAGAUGGUAUCUAAUUUAAGUACCUCAAACAUAGGAGAAAUUCGCCCUGCGAGAAAUCAAUCUUGUUUACCACCUCCACCGGAUUAUUAUGGUCCGCAACCGCUUGAUAUUUCUAUACCUAAAUUAUUAAAACUCGAUAAUUGCUUCAAUGCCAAUAACAAUUCAAAUUUGAGUCAUCAAAUCGUCCAAACGCCAAAUAACAGUGCUUCAUCAAGUGACUUAAAAUAUGUAAAUAAAAUGCCUUAUAAAAAGUUCUUAUGCAAUUGGUCGGUGAAGGUCAUGGAAAUAAAAUUGAAGAAUGACAAUACAAAAUUCAUUGUCGAACUACGAGGAACUUGGAUAUCAAAAGAUCGUCACAGAACAAUAAAUGAAAAUCACUUUGCUGGUUUUUUAGAUUUUGUAGUAUCAAAAAAUCUCAUUAAAACUAGUCAUGGAUUAUACGAGCUAACUGGGCCAAUCGCUAACGCAUCUUCAGAUAAUUUGUAUCGUGCGUGUUUAGAAAUUAAUGGUCUUCCAAGGACUUGGAAAUAUAUUUUAACACAAUUCCCUAGUAAAUUUAAUAAUUUCAAUAAAAAGUUGGGAAUAAGAAGAAAAUAUGUAACCAACUGUUUAGUGCAAGAAAUGAUGACUAAGAGUUAUAAGUUUGUUGAAAAAUUACUGCAAGUAACAAAUCCAAUGGUUGACUCAUUGGAAGUUGUGGAUUUCGGUAUCACAAAGUUACAGAAAAAAAUACCUGCACUUGAUAAAAGACUCAAUGAUUGUUGAAAAAAGAAAAAGCAAAUGUAAAUGUAAAUAUCACCUGCAUACACAUUUUAAUUUGAUGAUUCUAACAAUAUAAAUAAAUUUCUAAAAUUAAUAUAACUAUAUUUAAACUUUUGUAAGAGUAUCAUGUAAAAUUGAUUUUUUUUAUUAUCAUUAACUUCCAUUAUAGAUAUUUACAUUUCAAAUACAUUUUUAAAACUAAUAUUUAAAAUUGUGUAGU
Messenger RNA from Aphis gossypii (cotton aphid), 1483 nucleotides. RefSeq lists its product as uncharacterized. The record is from RefSeq and is a predicted model, not a curated record. Bases 436 to 1266 code for a protein of 276 amino acids. The transcript has 3 exons. NCBI's taxonomy places the organism in Eukaryota, Metazoa, Arthropoda, Insecta, Hemiptera, Aphididae.